This is a messenger RNA of Suillus discolor, 708 nucleotides long. RefSeq lists its product as uncharacterized. The transcript is spliced from 4 exons. The coding region runs from base 1 to 708 and encodes 235 amino acids. The record is from RefSeq and is a predicted model, not a curated record. NCBI's taxonomy places the organism in Eukaryota, Fungi, Basidiomycota, Agaricomycetes, Boletales, Suillaceae.
AUGACCAACUGUGCUGUUGGUGCUGAUGGGGCAUUGAAGGAUGCCUCCGAAAUUCAAUGGUUCAACGAUGCGGAUGAUGACACACCAAUUACUCCUCCUCCUGCCAAAGACUCACUUGCUGUCCUUAUGCAAGGUGGAAGGCAGCCGGCAUCUAUCAAAGGUGGUACUCGACGCUCUUCUCGCCCUUUCAAGCCCUCUGCUCGUCUUCGAGCAGCUGAUAACACUUCACCUGAGUUGUCUUCAGGCACGCGCCCACGCAAACGGGCAUUAUCGAGUGCAGACGAUGCACCCAUCAAAAAAGUUGACAUACGAGCGGCUCCCAAGGAAGAUGACUUAGAUGACAACCUCAUCCCUCCCAUUGCCGAUGGAGAUGACUCAUCCGCUGAUGAUUCAGAGUACACUAACAAUCUCGGUAACGAAGCCGAAGAAGCCGACGACACCGAGGAAGCAUACCAGAAGACCAAGUCACUCGGAGAUGCAGACCGCCAGCGUCUCAACCCAGACACUGGGACACCUGAGGAUGGCUGGUGGUGCAAUAUUUGCAAGGAUGCAGGGCUGCCGGCUCAUCAAUCGUUUUUCAAAGGUAGUAUUUCUACGCGCCGUACACACAUUUCAAGGAAUCUGAAGUGUCAUUUCCCGGUCUACAAGAGCCGAUGCGAGGCACAAGAUAUCGCGCUGAAUGAACAUGCUAUUCCUGCAAGUGUCUGA